UUGGGUUCUGCUACUUGCGUCUUGGUCGUGCCUUUGUGUCUUGGCAGUCUCGGACAUCUCGUACCUCGUAUCCAUUCCAGUGCCGUUUCACCUGAGCGACUUCCUCAGCGACAACUCGAACUGCAUCCUCGCAGGCGGAUCACAGCCGAGAAAAUGAGCGGUAGAUCGCAGACGACAACAAUGAACGGGAAGAGGCCCUCCUCGAUACCUUCCAGACAUCAGCCAGAAACUGUGGCGCAGCACUUUGAUUUGAUCAAGUAUAUCUACGAUUCAUGGAAUUCUGUAUCUAGAGAGCUAGAUAUGUGUCACAAUCAGCCACACAGUAAUUCGUCCAGUCACAGAAACGGAGCAUCAGUUGCUUACUACCAAGAACCUGAGCCAAAUCCACUAAAGGAUUUCGAGCCUUUCGAUCUGGAAGCAUGGUGGGGACGACGUAUUGUACAGAGUAUUACUAGGAAUACGAAUUCCUAGUGCCAGGCCCAACAGGUUGAUUACAAUCGAUCGUUCUCAAACAGACACAAGAAACAGAAGAGAUAAAUUGGGAAUUGACGAAACCGUUCUUUAAUCCUACUUUAUAGUAAGAUUCGUUGUACACUUAAGAAUAACGAAAAAUAAUAGCUUAGGUGAAUGUACGUACGUAUGUUUGGAGGACGACUUUUCAACUUUUUGAUAAGAAAAAGGAAAGCUGAUGAACAGUAACACGAAAAAAAGAUAGCGCGACGAAUUCGGAGAAAGGCAUGUCAUUACAUUCCUGUUUUUAUCUUUGAUUGCAUUUUACUGAGAUUCACGUUCUCUUGAUCUUUUUAAAAAAACGUGCUUUUAAACAGGGAUCAGGAAUGAAAGAAUUUUCUCCUGCAUCUAUUGCUAAUAAUAAUAAUAAUAUUGUUUUUAAAGUCGAAAGAUCGAAGAGAGAGAGAGAGAGAGAGAGAGAAACGGAGAAAGAGAGAGAUAAAUAAUUAAGAGAUUAAUAAUUAAGAGAAUUAUAGUGCAUGUCAAGUUAUUUAUUUUAGCCGUUAUCCGAGAUGAUACAAGUAAUGUGGUAACAUAAUUUAUUAUGAUAUCGAAUUUCCACUGUUAUUUAAAGAGUAACUCAAUAAUGUAAUUGUAAGUUUUUUUAUCUCCCUGACAGAGAAUUGAGCUGAAACGAGGUUUGCGAGCUCAACGGUGCACAAAGCAUUUUAAGAUGCUCAAGCUUGUUUGAUAAAACGUCGCAUAAGAUACUAGAGAAAUUAUACCUUUCUAGAGAGUUUACACAUAACUGUACUUUUUUAAGUGUUGCAUUUCACAUUUUCAACAAGAAUUGUCUCGCUCACGCGUCCAUAAAGUGACCGCACCUUAGUUAACUUAGCAAAACGUAAAGCGUUAAAAGUGUUCUCCACUUGUCCACUCGUGGGAGAUUUUACAGACCAUGCGAAAACCGCACUGCACUCGGAGUUGGUCGUAAAAUAGCAAAAUAGCGAUUCUAGACACACACAUGUAUACUUAUCAUGUAUACUUACUAUACAUAUAUGUAUUUAUGUAUAUGUAUAUCUAUACGUGUAUAGUUAUCAUGUAAGUUAAUCAGAUAAUGUUUCUAAUGACACAACAAUAACACAUUGUCUUUCUACAUA
Messenger RNA from Ooceraea biroi (clonal raider ant), 1610 nucleotides. RefSeq names its product MAPK regulated corepressor interacting protein 2. The record is from RefSeq and is a predicted model, not a curated record. Lineage: Eukaryota; Metazoa; Arthropoda; Insecta; Hymenoptera; Formicidae.